This is a messenger RNA of Octopus sinensis (East Asian common octopus), 3841 nucleotides long. Its product is annotated as abl interactor 1. The transcript is spliced from 7 exons. The record is from RefSeq and is a predicted model, not a curated record. The coding region runs from base 223 to 1605 and encodes 460 amino acids. NCBI's taxonomy places the organism in Eukaryota, Metazoa, Mollusca, Cephalopoda, Octopoda, Octopodidae. Gene Ontology annotation, molecular function: SH3 domain binding.
ACGCCUACCUCGACAGCUCUGAUUUGCUGUAUUAAAAUAUUUCUUUCAUCACGAAAGUUAAAAAUAUAUACAGACAUAACAUAAAUAUAUUUUUCUAUUGUUGUUAUCCUUUUAUAAAAGAGAAAGUAAUUGGCGACGAGAGUUGAAGAGUUGGUGAUUGCAGUGACAAGGGGGGGUAAUGCAAGCUGACUUGCUGCUGGUCAGUGCUCGUUAAUUAACAAAAUGGCUACCGCCGAACUGGUACAAUUAAUAGAGGAGGAAAUUCCGGAGGGCAAACAGCACCUCCAGGAAAGUUAUACCAACCUCAACAGAGUUGCAGAAUAUUGCGAAGGAAAUUAUCAUCAAUCCGAUGACAAAGUUAAAGCUCUUGAAGAAACCAAAAACUACACAACUCACUCCCUUGCCAGUGUAGCCUACCAAAUCAACAAUUUAGCUGCCAGCUUUUUGAAACUAAUGGACCUGCAACAGGGCCAACUUGUUGAGAUGGAGUCAAACGUUAACCAUCUAGCACAGAUGGUUAUGAUACACAAAGAAAAAGUUGCUCGGAGGGAAAUUGGUGUUCUGACUGCAAACCGCAACGCUACUCGUCCGCCCGGUGUAAAGAAUGGAAUCAUAUUUCCAGAGCAAGUAGAACGUCCUAUGAAAUAUAUUGCCAAACCUAUAGACUAUGGUACUUUAGAUGACAUUGGACAUGGCAUGAAGGUGCAGACUUUGAAUCCACGGUCAGGUCGUAGUGCUUCUAUGAGCAGUGGGACUUCCACUCAAGCCCCUACAUCCAAACCACCAACCCCACCAACAGUCCGUGCAUGUGGUACGCUAGGUCGGUCACAGGGUGCUUCCCACUACCGUACUCCAGCCCCGCCGGUGGCGCCUCCGUCUGUGCCCUCCCAUUAUGCUCCCAACUAUGCUAUGCAAGGUGGUGGGGGAGGUGGAGGCCGUGGAAGUGGUGGAGGCCGUGGCGGAAGAGAUGGGAGUGGGUAUGCAGCCACAUCUGCUGUCAUGAGUGGUGGUCAGGGUCAAACGGCUCCACCUGUGGGUAUGACACGGCCAAUGCCAACUCCCCAAACAGCAAGUGGUGGUCACACCCCUUCUUCUCCCAACAUGGCACAAGGAAUUCACAUACCCCCUCAAAUGCUGCCUCAGGGAGCAAUAGACCUGCCACCACCACCACCACCAAAUUUAGAAGAUGACGUAGUAUUUGAAGUAUCUCCACCUUUGCCUCCUCCUCCAAAUCUUGGCCAGCAAUCACAGAUAUCAAGCAGUCCAGCUGUACCACAACAAUUUGAUUAUCCACAAGGUGGAGUUCCUCCACCACCACCAGAGUUCAGUGAUGCUCUAGAUGAUGAUCAACCACUGCCAAUGCCUGAAGAGGAUCCGUAUGCUGCUACUGGACCAGAUCUCACUGAACCUCAAUGGAUGCCAAAGAAAUUCCUCGAGAAAGUGGUGGCUAUUUAUGAUUAUCAAGCAGACAAAGCUGAUGAAUUAACGUUCACUGAAAAUGCUGUGAUUUAUGUAAUAAAGAAAAAUGAUGAUGGUUGGUGGGAAGGUGUAAUGGAUGGUGUAACUGGAUUAUUUCCUGGAAAUUAUGUCGAACCUUGUAUCUAAGUAUCUGAGAACAUUACAGCUGUCUCUUUUAUUCUCUUCUCUUUAUUAAAACAAUAAAUAAAGCAAAAAAAAUCCUACAUCUUUUAAAUUCCAGCCACCCACCCUUAAUUGUAUGCCAUGAUGCAUGCAAAUUUUUUCUUUUCCCCCAGAAUCUUGCUCAAAUAAUGAGUAUCAAGGUAGAAAUAUUUGCUGUGCCUGUUUAUAGAAUACAAAAAUACACAUUUGCAUACAUUUCUCUCUUCACUCUUUCCCUUCUGCUUUCAACCAUUCUUGAAAUUGGAUAUUUUAAAAUUUAAGAGACAGAAAAUAAAACUAUAAAAAACAGUUUGGCAUCAAUAUGAUUUUGGUGCUUUAUGAACAUGCUUUGUAUUUUUCUAUGAACUUCACAAAGAAAAAUACUCCCAACGUUAACUUGUAUUUAAACAAUAAUGAAAUUAUGUACGAAAAGAAGCCAGCUACGUUUAAAAAACUGAAACAUAACAUUGUUCACUAGUGAUGAGAGCUGGUUUUCUCACAGUAUGUACAAAUGUAUAUCAAUGUAAGCGUGCAAGUGAAUCACAAAGUGUUAUGUUUUGUAUAUUUUGUUUUAUACAUGUAUACAUAUUUCUAUACAUAUACUUUCUUAAAAAUAUGUAUUUAAAUAUGCAGAUAGAUGCAUUUCUAUGCACAGUUGUAAUUGUGUAUGUGUAUACACACGCACAUAUACACACACACAGACACAUCAAGUCUCUUAGAAAUAGCUUUUUACCUUUUAAUUUGAUUAUACUUUUCUUUUUGACCCUGAAACUGCUUUUCAUAAUUGUUUACUUUAUCUUAAACAAACACGUCUCGAUUAUUGAAAGUUCUUUUUCUUUUUUUCUUUCAAUAUUUUGUUUGUUAAUCAUUAUCUCAAUGAUUUAUUUUACACCUGCUAUGUACUGUACUUUUAAAUGAGGACAUUAUAUUGUCAUGAAAAUUAAUAUAUGUAUCUAUAAGAUAUAUAGGUCUUAUACUACUACUACUAUACAUUAACUUAUUACAUCAAGAACAAAAAAAAGUUUUCAAAAUUUCUUUUACCAGUGAAAUGGUUUGUUUCCUUUGAUUGUCUACCCUUUAAAUUGUGUAAACUGCUUUUAAGAACUUAAAACAGGAGUAGGUGUUACAAAGUAACUAUCCCUUAUAAGGUAGUGUUAAUCCUCUUUAUUUCCUCCUUUAACCUAAACUGCUUGUUUAACCCUUUUGUUACCAUAUUUUCAUUGAAAUACACUGCUUUUGUUUCAAUUAAUUUAACAUAAUGGAGAAUUUAUUCAGUAAAAUAACUUUGUCAUUAUUAAGCUUAAGCUUGGAACAUAAAUUAUCUUGAAAUUUUGAUGCAAGAUUUUAAUUUAGACGACUUUAAAAUAAGAAGUUUUUAGCGUAUAACCUGGGGUGGUCUCUGGUGUUUUGGUAUCAAAAGGGUUAAAAAUAAAAUUGAAUCUCAUUGCAGGAAUUUACAUUUUACUUUUCUAUAUUUUUUUCAUUCGUGUCAUUUGAAAAAAAUCAGAAAUAAUUGAAGAAGUUGCUACUGAAAGAAGAUAAGUCCUGAAUAGUUUCUUUUUCAAAAACAUUAUCUAAAGCUAACAGUUGUUCAACUUAGCCAGUAUUAAUACAUUUACAUUUCUUCCAUCAUGACUUCAUUUUUGCCCCCUCCCCCACAGUUUUUUUUUUUGUUUUUGUUAAUCCUACAAAUAACUAGUUUUUGUAACAAUGGUCAGAAACUGUUAAAAACGCGAUAUGUUUUUACAUACAUAUUCCUUUACAUUUUUUUUAUUUUGUGUUCAAAAUAUGUGUAAUUGGACAUUUUUUUUUACCAAAGAAAUUAUCUCCUUUAUAAUUUUUUUCUUCUCCAGUUGUAUCCAAUUGUUUUUUUAUCCUAAUUAAAAAUAUCUGUUUCUUCCCAAACUUCUGGAGAACUGAGUCAGUGAUCUGGUUUUAUAAUUCCCAGUUGUAGAGCCACUCAUCAUUUCAGUCACUUUUACCUACUAGUCUCAAUUACGCAUGGCAUUGUACCCAUGUAAAAGUUCUUUUUUUUUUUAUGUUGCUUUAAAUAAUCUAGUCUCAUCUGUAAUCAGUCUUUGUUUAUUUUUAUUUAUUUUAAAAUACUUUGUUCAGUUAUGGAGAUGAGUCUGCUUUAAAAAUACAUGACAUUGUAUUGGGACCAAGAAUCAAUAUAGACAUUCUUUCUCCCUUUAAUAAAAUGAGCUCUCUAAAUACUUGA